AUGACUACAGCAACAAUACUCGACAACAGUGAAAGAGAAAUUAAAGAUCAAUCUAAGGAAGAUGCAACUCCAUUUGGUUAUGGUGCAGGACACAUACAACCAGAACUUGCUAUGGACCCUGGACUUAUCUAUGAUCUAAGCAUUGUUGAUUACAUAAACUUCCUAUGUUCUCAUGGUUACAACCAAACACAAAUGAAUAUGUUUUCUAAAAAUCUCUUCACUUGUCCUAAGUAUUAUAACAUGUUAGAUUUUAACUAUCCUUCAAUAACAGUGCCUAAUCUAAGCAAACACUCUGUACAAGUUAUUACUCGUACAGUUACAAAUGUAGGGCCACAAGGUACAUAUCAAGUGCAUGUCAAGGAACCUUAUGGGAUUUCUGUUUUGGUUAAGCCAAAAUCAUUAAAAUUUAAUGAAGUUGGUGAAAAGAAGACAUUCAAGGUUAUUUUUAAGGUAACCAAACCAACAUCAGGUUAUGUGUUUGGUCACUUGUUGUGGUCUGAUGGCAGACACAAAGUUAUGAGUCCUUUAGUAGUGAAGCAUAACUAA
Messenger RNA from Vicia faba (fava bean), 546 nucleotides. The record is from the annotation of a GenBank genome assembly. NCBI's taxonomy places the organism in Eukaryota, Viridiplantae, Streptophyta, Magnoliopsida, Fabales, Fabaceae.